Messenger RNA from Carya illinoinensis, 3913 nucleotides. RefSeq names its product wound-induced basic protein-like. The record is from RefSeq and is a predicted model, not a curated record. Bases 2368 to 3657 code for a protein of 429 amino acids. NCBI's taxonomy places the organism in Eukaryota, Viridiplantae, Streptophyta, Magnoliopsida, Fagales, Juglandaceae. The transcript has 3 exons.
UUGGAGUAGGUCAUGGUCCGCAACUAGUUCCUAGAGAGAGAGAGAAAAGGAACAUAGCUAGUUAGGGCGACAAAUUGAAUCGGCGACAAUGAUCUACGACGUGAACUCUCCCCUCUUCCGAUCCUUCCUCAGCCAGAAAGGCGGCUCCUCUGACAAGAGGAAAAUGGAAGAGCAAAAACCAAAGGAGCAGAAACCCAAGGCAAAUGAGAAUAAGCCUAUUAUGACAGAGUGAUAUCUACUUGGGCUAUAAUGUUCCAAAUUCGGAUAGGGUGGGAGGUUUCUUUACUCUAAUGAUAAGAGUUGGUAAUUACAUGAUUAAACCCAUGGUUAUGACUUUACUUUUGGGUUUGUAAUGGUCUCUGUUUGGACGUGUACCUGUUCCUUUUUUUAAUCUGAGUAUGGAUUUUCUUCUUCUUCUUCUUCUUCUUCUUCUUGUUAUUGAACUCCUUUUUCCCAGAUUUUCUUCUGGUUUUUCUCUCGUGGAAUGAUCAAGGACUGGUGAUUGACUAAUUUGACUUAAAAGGAUUGAGGCUUUCUUUAGUAGAAAACUAAUGGUAGAUACUAGAUGCUGCUUUGGUUCGUUAAGAUGCUGAAAUUGUCAACAGUAAGCCCUACUAGCGCAUAUGUUUACUUGGAAGUCAUUUUAAUCGCCUGAUCACGUGGUUUUAAGGUGGGCUCCGUACGGGUUUGAAUGGAUCGCUCUCUAAUUUGAGUUUUAAUGGUUCAUUGUCUAGUCAUCUGUUGGCAGAGCCAGAUUAUCAAUGUUAUGCUACACGAAGCGCAAGCUUCAUACAAUUACUUUAAAUAUUGGAUGACCAAAAAUACAGUGGGAGUGUUCUUCUCCAAUUCUCUACCUGUCCACUUUCCCGAGCUCUCUGGGUCUCAACUGUCCUGACCGUGCUGCCGUUGAGGUGCGGAGAAAAUGCCGCUAACAUAGCCAUUAUUUUGUGGUAUAGAGAGAAGUUAGAACUCCUGUAGUUGAUCCAAGGUGUUUUUAGAUGCAUUAGCUAUAGUUUAUCAGGAAUCAAUCACUUAAGGCUCAGCCAUGGGAAGAUUAAAACAUCAAUCAAUAAGCAAACAAGAUUACCAAGUACACAUUGGUCUUGAUUCGUUUUAGUCAAAAAGGAGAUGGGAAAGAUAUCUGUUAAAGCUUCCACUGAGACCCCGUUGCAUACCAGCGGAAGCGAUAGGGUCGCCCAGCCAGCCAACUGACAUGGUAUGGGUCCCCUGAGAGGUAACAAGCCGGGGACCCUCAGGUUGCAGGCAGGGGAUGAACUUGAGUGGCUAUGAGUAGCUCCCCAUGUGCAUUCCCAUCUUACCUUCCAAACACCUCAAUUACCUUCUGUCUCCUAUUAUCGCUCUUCCUGUAUGUGAGGUACCCACCACCUUUCUCCUAGUUGAGAUAUGUCCCUUUCGAAUCAAAUGAGUUCAACAGCCCAGAGCAAAGGUCGAAAGAAAGCAUGGAUGUGCUAUGGUGUCGGAAUCCAAUUCAAGGUAGAUUUGGGCAUAUAGUCAGACACAGAAGAGAUAAAAUUCAGGAGGCAAGAAUGGUGGAAUACUCACAUUUCACAUUAUGUCAACCUUUUGAAAGAAAUAGAGGUUGUAAAUGAGGCUUUUGAUUGCUUUAAUACUUUCCAUUCUAGUCAAAAGAAGCAACUUUUGAUGCAUAAGGGGCCCAUGAAAUUCGACUUAAGAGAUCCAGAAAAAGUUUGAUUCCACCCAUACAAUUGACUUGUUUGAAUAAAUCCCUCGUAAAGUAUCUUUCAAUUAUGUCAAGGUUAAUUAGGGAUGUAUGCAGCAACUACCGUGUGAUCUUUUUGUCCCAUGAAUCCUUUUCAUUUCAUCUCAAACUCUUGGUAGAAAACUUGAAAUAAGAAAAUAAGGAAAAGUUGUAAACCAAAAACAUACAGCAGUUUCCUCUCUGAAAAGGUGGGUUUUUGUGUGCAUAUGAAUCUCUAAAGCUUGUAAAUAUGAUAGUAAGUUUGUUUUUAGAGACUCUUUGACAGAAGUUGAUUAGGUCAAUUCUCUUUGAAAGCAUUUAAUUUGUACAGAUUCCAUGUAAUUAUUAAAGAGGACUUGAAGGUUUGUCUAUGCAAAUCUGAAGGAAGGAGAAAAAAGAAAGAAAACAUGGUAAUUAUGGAGGCAGUACAAAGUUUUUAAAGGUGCUUUUCUUUCUAGUAGUAGUUAUCCUCUCUUCCCAGUCUCCUCCUUUAUUCACGCCCGUCUCUCACUUCCCAUUUCACACUUUUCUCUUCCACCUGCUAAAACAAAAACAAGAAAAAGCUCCAUCUCCAUUGCAUUCCAUAGCAGAGAGGGAAUAAAAACCAAAACAUCCUUCACUUUCUUUCUUUGACACUAAGAGAGAAAAUGUCGGAUUAUUCAAGUACCUUCAAGAAGAUAGGAUUCUCCCGUCUUCUCCUCUCUGACUUAAUCCAAUUCUGUUUCUUCAUUCUCUCCCACCCUCUUUACUUCUGUUACUUCAUCUUCUUCUCCCCAUAUCUUCUAAAGCUCCUCUCUUUCCUCUCUCCUCUCCUUAUCACAACCUUUCUUCUCCUCCUUGUUCUUCUUACUGUCUCUCCCAAACUUGUUCAAGAGUACUCUCACUCUGAAUCUUCAGAAUCCAAAGUCGGUUCUCUUGUUAGUACAUAUCGAACUCUUUUCGAAAGAUUCCAACCAAAAGUGGACGCUGGAAAUGAAGAUUUUCAACAAUUUGAGGAGCUUGAAGUGUUUAAGAUUGUGUUUGACAAAUCUACAUCUGAAAUUGGAGAGGCCCCCGUGGAAGUUUUGGAAUGGGAAGUCAAAGAAGUUUGCUCAGAAGCAUAUGAAGCACCUGUUGACAAGAGUGUGGGUUCUGGAGGCAAUUGUAUUAGGGGAUUGGAAGCUCUAACUGGCAAUUCUGAUGCAUAUCAGGUUCCGACUACACAGCCAGGAAUCACUCAGCAGAAUGUGGAAGUGAAGAGAUUAGAAUGCUUUUUUCAAGAAGAGAAUGAGUUGGAAACUAUAUUUUGUGUAAAGGAAGAGAGAGAAAUCAACCAACCAGGUAGCAUAGAGUUCUAUGAAGCGGAAGAAGGAAAAGAAGAACCAUCCAUGAGAAACGGAUCAAAGGCAAUGUAUAUUAAAACAAAUGACAGUAAUACAUUGAGCACCGACUACGGUGAAAAGCAUGAUCCCCAGGUAAUGGUAAACUCGCAGAGACUUGGUGCAAGUGUGGGGAGUCCAAGAAAUGUGGGAGAGUAUUCUUCAAAAUCUAUGGAGAAUUCUGAAGAAUUGGGCUCUAAACUUGGAAGUUUUGGUUCAAUGAGGAAAGAGAAGGAAUGGAGAAGGACAUUGGCAUGCAAGCUUUUUGAGGAGCGACACAAUGUGGAUGGAGGUGAAGGAAUGGAUAUGCUUUGGGAGACAUAUGAGUCAGAAUCGAAAAAGGUGCAGGGAAGAAUCAACAAAAAGAAGAAGUCAGGCAAAUCGGUUGGGUACGAGGAGGAUGAGGUGGAAGAGGAAGACAUUGAUGGGCAGUUGUGCUGCUUACAGGCUUUGAAAUUCUCAGCAGGGAAGAUGAACUUAGGAAUGGGAAGGCCUAAUCUUGUCAAGUUCUCCAAGGCCUUUAAAGGGAUAGGAUGGUUGCACCAUUUUGGCAGGCAUAGCAAGAAGGGUUACCACUGAAUCAUAUCAACUUAACUAUGUCAAAAUGUAUUUGAUGUUUUAAGGAUCACAAGUAAAUAUUGCCUCUUGUUUUUAUUUUGUUUUUUUCUUCCUCUCAAUUUGGAGACUCUCCAUUGUGAAACAAUCAGCAGCAAAUGUUGUGCUACUUGAUGUAUUACAGAGAGAGGCUCCAGCUUUUUGCCUCUGGUUCUGACCAAAAGAGGAGAGAUAUUCAAUGAAAGUAUGUGUACUGGUAAUGGUGUUAGAGCCCUUUUAA